ACACCACCAGCACCAGCAUGGCGACGGCGGCGGAGGGCGGGGUGGCGCCGUUCGUGGCGAAGACGUACCGCAUGGUGGACGACCCGGCCACCGACGCCGUCAUCGCCUGGGGCAGGGACAGCAACAGCUUCGUCGUCGCCGACCCCUUCGCCUUCUCCCAGACCCUCCUCCCCGCCCACUUCAAGCACUCCAACUUCUCCAGCUUCGUCCGCCAGCUCAACACCUACGGGUUCCGCAAGGUUGACCCGGACAGGUGGGAGUUCGCGCACGUCUCGUUCCUGCGCGGCCAGACGCACCUGCUGCGCCGGAUCGUGCGCCGGAGCGGCGGGGGAGGAGGAGGGAAGAGGAGAGAGCAAGAGGCCGGGGAGGACGACGAGGACGGCGCCGUGGUGGCUAUGGAGGUGGCCCGGCUGAGGCGGGAGCAGAAGGAGAUCGAGGACCGGCUGGCGGCGAUGUGGCGCCGCGUGCAGGAGACGGAGCGCCGCCCCAAGCAGAUGCUCGCGUUCCUCGUCAAGGUCGUCGGCGACCCGCAGGUCCUGCGCCGCCUCCUCGACCGGGACGCCGCUGCCGCCGACGCCGAGACGGACCGCGCGCGUGGGGAGGUCAAGAGGGCGCGCCUCCUCCUCGACACCACCACCGACCACCUCGUCACCACCGCCGCCGCCGCCAGCGACGCGGGGAGGCGCGUCGACGGGUUCUACGCCGCCGCCGGCUGCGUCCCGGAGCCCGACGCGUUCGUGCCGGACGACACGGUCGACUUCACGGGCCUCUACACCGGCGGCGACGGGUUCGUCGACGCCUCCGUGGACAGCGCGUACCCGACGCCGUACGCGUUCCCGGUGGUGGACAGCGGCUACUAACUGCAGCUGCUGCGAUGAGAUUCGUGCUACGUGUUACGCCCGAUCGAUUUGUGUACUUAACUCCAGCAUUUUUUCCCCCCUUCUCCCAAAGUGUUUGGGAGAAGUGGCUGUGAACGGCGAAAGGAAGCUCUCCUGGUAGCCGUGUUGUUGUUUUUCUUUUUUUUUUUUCACCCCGUGUUGGGUUUUUUUUUUUUGGGUCUCGGUGUGUGCCUGACUUGUGGACGCAGCCGGGUGUCCAUGCGCAACCCAAAAUAGUAUUAGUACUAGUAUUAUUAUGUCGGUUCCACGAAAUUUUCGUACUAGUAGUAGUUUUCAACUUUUGGUUAUAUAUUACGAGUGAUCGAGCCUCGCUCCUCUGGAGAAUAAUUUAUAAUUUGGUCUAACUUCAGUCUUUAUCUUUGAACUUG
Molecule: messenger RNA, 1267 nt
Organism: Oryza brachyantha (malo sina)
Lineage: Eukaryota; Viridiplantae; Streptophyta; Magnoliopsida; Poales; Poaceae
Product: heat stress transcription factor C-2a-like
Exons: 2
Coding region: 18-860 (280 amino acids)
Biological process (GO): regulation of transcription by RNA polymerase II
Cellular component (GO): nucleus
Molecular function (GO): DNA-binding transcription factor activity; RNA polymerase II cis-regulatory region sequence-specific DNA binding
Source: RefSeq, a predicted model, not a curated record